This is a messenger RNA of Dromiciops gliroides (monito del monte), 6257 nucleotides long. It is a transcript of the gene SKIC3, whose product is annotated as tetratricopeptide repeat domain 37. Gene Ontology annotation, cellular component: Ski complex. The record is from RefSeq and is a predicted model, not a curated record. NCBI's taxonomy places the organism in Eukaryota, Metazoa, Chordata, Mammalia, Microbiotheria, Microbiotheriidae. Gene Ontology annotation, molecular function: protein binding.
UGCGCACGCGCCUUGACCCUUUGGCAGAAGGCGGCCGGAGUAAGCUUCUCUCCUUCUUGAACUUUCCUCCUUGGAAGGAUGCAGAGCUCUGGCCUUUUUGAUUCCUUAUCCUAGUUUCAGAUGAAGGAUGGAUGAAAUGCUGUCUGAAAUUCUGUCCAGCAAACUAAAAGAUAGAAGUGAUGAUAGUGAUCCAAAGGAUGUCAAACAAGCAGGUGAAGACAGCAUUGAAAAGUGCCAGAGAUGCAAUAAGAAACAAAGAAUAUAAGGAAGCUUUAAAACAUUGUAAGACCGUGUUGAAACAAGAGAAGAAUAACUACAAUGCCUGGGUUUUUAUUGGAGUGGCAGCAGCUGAACUGGAACAACCUGAUCAAGCACAGGGGGCUUAUAAGAAAGCAGCUGAACUAGAACCAGACCAGUUAUUGGCCUGGCAGGGGCUAGCAAGUUUAUAUGAGAAAUCUAACUACACAGAUGCCAAAGAGGACUUGAUCGCUGUCUACCAAAAGCUUUUGGAUCUCUAUGAAAGUGUUGACAAGCAGAAAUGGUGUGAUGUCUGUAAGAAGCUUGUGGAUCUCUAUCACCAAGAAAAGAAAUACCUGGAGGUGGCUCAAACGUGGCACAGACUGAUCAAAACAAGGAAGGAAGAUGGUGCGGAGAAUCAAGAGGUUUACCAGCUGUGGAUAAAGUUAACUCAGUUACUGGCUGAGGGUACUGAAGAAGAAAAUGAUGAAAUUCAGCAGUCGCUUUUCACUGCAUUUGAAAAUGCUUUGAGUUCUUCAGAUAACAUUCCUAGUGAAGAUCAUGAAACACUUUAUAGACACUUCAUUCAGUGUUUAUCUAAAUUUCCUCAUGAGACUGCUAGGAUGAAGAAGGCAUGUGAAGGUAUGAUGAACAUCUAUCCUACUGUAUCUUAUCCAUUGGAAAUGCUUUGCUUACAUUUAAUUCAGUCAGGAAAUUUCACUGAAGAAGCCCUGCAGUACUGUUACCGACUAGUGGAGAAGGACUCAGAAAGUGGUCCUGGUCUCAUUGGCUUAGGCAUAAAAGCACUACAAGACAAAAAAUAUGAAGAUGCUGCCAAAAACUUAACAGAAGGGUUAAAGCUAAGCAGUGUCUGUAUAGUAGGAUGGUAUCAUCUGGCAGAGACCCAAGUGAAAAUGCAUCGAUAUAAAGAAGCUAUUCUUUCCUGCAAUCAAGCUCUGAAAACAAUAGAAAACCUCAGUGUACCUGGUAGAAGUCUUCAUCAGAAGAACCUCUGCCUUCGUUUGAAAGCUGAGGCCUUGAUAAAGCUUUCAGAUCACGACUCUUCAGAAGCAGCAAUUGCUACUCUAGAACAGGUCUCAGAUGCAAAUAAUAUUCCAGAGCUUUUAGUUCUCAAAGGUCUUGCUUAUCUAAACAAAGGCUUAACUGAUAAAACUUUAAAGAUUAUAGAAGAACUUCUUUCCUCUCACCCUAAUCUGGCUGAAGUCCAUGCUCUGGAAGCGCUGAUUCAUUUUACCAGAAAGGACUACCCAGAGGCAGAGAAAGGAUUUCAGAGAGCUCUUGACAGGGAAGCUGAGGUUGCUGAUUAUUACUACUAUCUUGGACUAACAUAUUGGUUCAUGAGUGAAGAUACGAGAAAAGACAAAACAAAAGCUCUUACCCAGUUUUUGAAGGCUGCAAAAUUGGACACAUACAUGGGUGAGGUUUUCCGCUAUUUAGGACAUUACUAUAAAGAGGUAGUGGGAGAUAAGAGCAGAGCCCGGGGAUGUUACAGAAAAGCUUUUGAACUGGAUGAAACAGAUGAAGAGUCUGGAGCUGCUGCAGUUGAUUUAAGUGUGGAACUUGAGGAUACGGAAACUGCCUUGGUUAUCUUAACAACAGUAACUGAGAAGGCAAGUGCUGGGACAGCAAAAUGGGCUUGGCUUAGAAGAGGGCUCUACUAUUUGAAAGCUGGUCAGCAUUCUCAAGCAGUGGCUGACAUUAAGAGCAGACCAAAGGACUUCAACUGCUGGGUCCUUGGAGAGGCCUACUUGAGUAGAGGUGGCUAUACCACAGCUCUGAAAUCCUUCACAAAAGCCAGCGAGCUGAACCCAGAAUCUAUAUACAGUGUGUUUAAGGUUGCAGCUAUACAGCAAAUCCUAGGCAAAUAUAAAGAGGCUAUAGCUCAGUAUCAGCAGAUCAUAAAAAAGAAAGAAGAUUAUGUACCUGCCCUGAAAGGUACUGGUGAGUGUCAUCCUUAUGAUGGCAAAAGGAAUGUGAUUGACCUUGAUGGGAAAGCUGUGGACCACAUAGAACGCCUGGAUUACUUUACUAGGGCUCUCCAGCAUCGAUCUGAUGUUUCUUGUAUUUGGAAGCUCAUUGGAGAUGCAUGUACCAGUUUACAUGUGGUUUCACCAUGUAAAGUGAAUGUGAAUGUUUUAGGAGUCCUUCUGGGUCAGAAAGAAGGGAAACAAAUACUGAAGAAAGAGGAGCUUCUCCAUCUAGGGGGAAGGUGCUAUGGCCAAGCAUUAAAACUGAUGCCUACAGCUAAUACGUGGUGUGAUCUUGGAAUUAAUUAUUAUCGUCAAGCACAGAAUCUAGCAGAAACAGAAAGCUGUGUGAAUGAACUUACAGAGUUAUUGGAGAAAUCUUUACAUUGUCUGAAAAAGGCAGUGAGACUGGAUAGUAAUAACCAUUUGUAUUGGAAUGCCCUUGGUGUGGUUGCUUGUCACAGUGGCAUUGGAAACUAUGCUCUUGCCCAACACUGUUUCAUCAAAUCAAUCCAAGCUGAACAAAUUAAUGCUAUUGCAUGGACGAACUUGGGAGUUUUAUAUCUAGCAAAUGAAAAUAUUGAGCAAGCUCAUGAAGCCUUCAAAGUUGCUCAGUCCCUUGAUCCAUCUUAUUUAACGUGUUGGAUUGGGCAGGCUCUUAUUGCAGAGACAGUUGGAAGUUAUGACACGAUGGAUCUCUUUCGGCAUACUACUGAACUCAGUAUGCACACAGAGGGAGCAAUAGGUUAUGCAUAUUGGGUCUGUACAACUCUGCAAGAUAGGACAAACAGAGAAACUGAACUAUACCGCUACAAUAUCCUCCAGAUGAAUGCCAUUCCAGCAGCACAAGUUGUUUUGAGUAAAUAUACAGAAAGAAUUCAGAAUUAUGCUCCAGCUUUUACAAUGUUGGGUUAUUUAAAUGAACAUCUACAACUGAAAAAAGAGGCAGCCAAUGCGUACCAAAGGGCAAUUUUAUUAUUGCAGAAUGAAGAAAAGCAAGAAAUCUAUAAUGUUACAGUAAGAAAUUAUGGUCGCUUGUUAUGUGCUAUUGGUGAAUAUGAUAAAGCCAUCCAGGCUUUCAAGUCAACCACUCUGGAAGAAUUUGAUGACAUCAUAGGUCUUGCACUGGCUUUAUUCAAGAAAGGACUUUUUCAAGAGAGCAACAAAGCCUAUGAAAGAGCCUUGUCCAUUGUUGAAUCAGAGCAGGACAAAGCUCAUAUCCUGACGGCCCUGGCAAUAACAGAAUACAAACAAAAUAAAAUGGACAUAGCCAAGACAUUACUAUUCAAAUGCUCUAUCUUAAAGGAACCAACCACCGAAAGUCUUCAAGCACUCUGUGCUCUGGGACUAGCAAUGAAGGAUGCUACUCUCUCAAAAGCAGCACUUAAUGAGUUAUUAAAGCAUAUAAAACAGAAAGAUGAUAAUUAUCAGAAGUGCCUUAUUACAUCAGCUGUUUAUGCACUACAAGGUCGAAAUGUAUCAGUGCAGAGACAAGUGUCUAAAGCUGUCCACAGUAACCCAGCAGACCCUGCCCUUUGGUCUCUUUUAUCCCGAGUGGUUCCUCAGUAUACUCCACGAAAUGCUCAAGGUGGAGCUGUAGCUGGAAAUGUGGCUCAUAUACUUGACUCAAAUCAUGGAAAGAAGGCCUUACUGUAUACUGCAGUCAAUCAGUUGGCAAUGGGAAGCAAUUCAGCAGAAGAUGGAAAAAAUGAUCCACUUAAGACCAUUCAGAAGGCAGUUCUAUUAUCUCCAGAUGAUCCUGCAGUCUGGGCAGGGCUUAUGGCAGCCUGUUAUGCUGACAAUACAUUGGCUCUCUUAAAUAACACGCAGCCAAAGAGGACAGAGCUAGACAUAGCACUGUUAACCACUAUUUCUGCUACAGUCAAAGAAAAAGACCUUCCUGAAAGCUUCAUUCAGAGUAUUGAAAAGUGGUCUCUUUGUCAAGCUCUCACCGGUUUAAUAGAAAAAGGGAAAAUUUCAGAAGCUGAGGCCCUCUGCACUAAGCAUUUAAAAAGUAACCAUGACCAACCAGCAGUAUUCCUGCUUUUAAGGCAAAUUCAGUGUAAACCUCUACUGCAGGUGCAGAAACAUCUUCCAGAUGCUGUCCUGGAAGAGCUGCAAAAAACAGUUGUGUCCAAUUCAACAUCUUUUUCAGCUUGGCAGUGGUUAGCACAGGUGUACCAGUCUCAGGGAAUGAUGGGUGCUGCAGAGAUGUGCUACAGAAAGAGUCUUCAGGUGGCAUCCCAGCAGGGUAAUUGGAAUGGAAAACUGUCAAGUCUACUGAGACUGGCAUUACUUGCCCUGGAAGUUUGCAUGGCUGAUAUUUCAAAUGAUCACUGGCCAUCUUUGGCAGAAGCUACAACUGAAGCACUAAAACUUUGCGUUUGCCCACUGGCUCUUCUUCUGCAAGCUCUGUUACAAUUUCACCGCAAAAUGGAGCAAGGUAUGUCGGAGACACGGCGGCUGUUGGAGAGAGUAGUGUAUAAGUCCGAGUAUCCCGAAUCCAUUGUAUCAGUUGCACGCUGGUACCUGCUGAGACAUUUGUAUGCCAAAGAUGAUUUCGAACUAAUUGAUAUGCUUGUAGACAAUGCUAAAGUCCAUGGAGAUAUCAGAGCACUGGAACUGAAUAAGAAAUUGUCAGCAGCAUCAACAUCAUCACAGUGAUGACAUGGAUUGCUUGUAGUCAGUGAACUAAAGGAAGCUGUCAGUGGAAUUGAGGAAUGAAUCAAGUCUUUAUCCCAAAGCAACAUUCUGAGUCUGGCCACCUCCCUUGCUUUCCUACUUUGAAUCCAGAACAACUUAUAUAAAUACUCCUUCUCCCUACUAGUCAGUCAGUCUCUCUCUCUCUCCCCUCCCCUUGAGGUGGAGUCUCGGAAGCCCCUAGCCUGACUUUAAUUCAGAAAAAUCUCAUGUUUCCCAUUCAAGAGAAAAGUUUACAGUGGGAAGAAAACACACGUCUGUUUAGUUCUACAGCAACAGCUUUGAAGAGUGCAUGAAUAAUGUUUUUUGUGUCUUCAGUGGUACAGAACGCUUUUUUUUUUUUUUUUGCAAUAAAGCCUUAAUAACCAUCAUCUAAAUAAUAUGCAAAGACAUUUGGAAAUGAGCACAAUUCAGAUGUUUUGUUGUAACAUGCUUUUUAUGUGAUAUGUCCUAACAGUCCCAAGAUAAUUGCUUUUAUAGGUAGUAGAAUUUAGUCCAACCCCAAACAAAAACUAAAUAAUACGAAUAUAUAAACUAUUUUGUUAUCAGUUCCUAUCAGAUUCCAUACAAGAAGAAUAAGUGUAAAGGUAAAAGUGCAUCUUAAACUGCUGGUAUGUUUCUCUCUCUCUCUCUCUCUCUCUCUCUCUCUCUCUCUCUCUCUCUCUCUCUCUCUCUCUCUAUAUAUAUAUAUAUAUAUAUAUAUAUAUAUGUAUAUAUAUAUGUAUAGUGAUAAUUAUAUCUGUGGCUGUUUUAAAUUGUUCAUUUGAAAGAAUUUUUGAAGGUUUUUUUUGUGGUGGGUCAGGAUUAGGGUGGGGUAGGGAAUAUGGCUGCUUACAAUAUUUAAUUAAUCAUGGCAAUUUCUUGAUUUUGUGAUGGCAAGUAUUUUACUUAAAUGAAAUAAAACCAUGGCCUGUUUUUAGUACCAUGAACAGAUUAUCUCAGUGUCAUAUGUAGAAAUUUGAAAUAUUAGAUGCCUCCAUUAUUUUAACUUGUUUGGGUUUUAUACUUUUGGGGAAAGUAUUUUUGCAUUUUUAAAGAAUUUAUUUUAAGCAAUUUAGUUUCCUUAUUCCUUUAUAUUCAUGCUUUAAAAAUGUUUUUACCUAUUUGCUGACAUUUCAUUUAUUGUAGUUAUCUAUUUAAUUCUACCAAUCAUGUACUAAAUAUGGCAGUACUAUAGAUGUAAUUGUCUAAGCCAACAGGCUUACAUUAUUUUAUGUGAAGUGCUAUGAAUUAACGUUGGAUUUCUGAAUUAUAAAUUGUACUUCAGUAAGAGUAACUUUUUAUUGUAAAUUUGUAUACAGUGCUAUAUUAUUAAUAAAGAUUGAAGGAUAA